Penicillium daleae is the source of this 693-nucleotide messenger RNA. RefSeq lists its product as uncharacterized. NCBI's taxonomy places the organism in Eukaryota, Fungi, Ascomycota, Eurotiomycetes, Eurotiales, Aspergillaceae. The record is from RefSeq and is a predicted model, not a curated record. The transcript is spliced from 2 exons. Bases 1 to 693 code for a protein of 230 amino acids.
AUGGAUCCAGACGCCAGUGUCCCCGGGGACCCCGCCCCCUCCCCCUUCAACUACGUCCUCUCCUUCCUGCUCGUCGGCGUCGCAUGGGGCUUCACCACCCCCUUUAUCCGCCGCGCGGCCGCCGAUUUCAACGCGCGACAGGAGAAAGCAUCUGGCAGCGCAACCUCCGACCGCGGGCGGUCGCAGCCACAACCACAGGCUGACUUCGCACUGGAUAGUGGAGAGGAAGAGCAGGUGUUACUUCCUCAGUAUGAGCAGGAGGGUGAGGGUGUCCGGAGGAGGAGUGGGAGUCGACAGCGCCAGGAAGCUCCAGGGUCAGCUGGCGAGGGGCAGGAGGGGAAUGUGGAUACUACGCCUGCGCCUGUGUGGUUGCAAUCUGCGUCUCAGCAGCAGUCUUGGGUGCGGACGAAGAUUGUCUCCAUCUUUUGGACUGUUGUGAAUCUUCUUCGGACGCCGGCGUACUCGAUUCCGUUGGUGAUAAAUCUGACGGGGAGUAUUUGGUUCUUUUUGCUUGUUGGGAAGCAUGAACUCUCCCUUACUGUGCCUCUGGCCAACUCGAGUGCCUUUUUGUUCACGGUACUUGGAGAAUGGUAUGUCGAGCGCAAGGUCGUUGCCAAAGAGACCUGGCUGGGCCUGGUCCUGGUCCUUGGUGGUAUUGCACUGUGUGUGCAUUCCAAGAACCAGACAGUCUAA